Drosophila mojavensis is the source of this 746-nucleotide messenger RNA. RefSeq lists its product as uncharacterized. Lineage: Eukaryota; Metazoa; Arthropoda; Insecta; Diptera; Drosophilidae. Bases 167 to 493 code for a protein of 108 amino acids. The transcript is spliced from 2 exons. The record is from RefSeq and is a predicted model, not a curated record.
GCUGGCAGGCAGGCCCCUGGGCGGCCUCUGUCAACUGACAUUAGUUUUAGUUUUUCUUCCACAUAAAUUUCGGUAAAAAAAAAAAAAAAUAAAUAAAAAAAAUAAAAACCAAAAAAAAAUUUUAAAAAAAUAUUUACUCAAAAAAACUAAGUAAAGCCAACAAGAAAUGGCUAACUCUGGCACGCCCAGGGCAGCUUCAACUGAUGCGAACGCCUUGGAGCUGCAGCGGCUGAUCUCACGCAGCUACAAAUCGAUGAACAAACUGGUUCACUUCUACAAUGGCCAGCUGCACGAGGAGCUGAGCACGCUGAUGAGCUCCAUGCAAGAGGAUCAGCUACCGAGACGCAGCAUCAGUGAACAUAGCUCGCAGCUAACUGAGGCACUCGACUUGAAGUGUUUGGCAGGCUUCAAUAGGCUAAGCCAUUUCCUAAUGAUGCGGCCCAGUUGCAGCAGUCUCGAUUUGCAUGGCACCGCCGAAUUCAGGCAACUCUAGGCCCAGCAAAAUUGAUUCAUAGAGCUGGCAAACGGUUCGCAAGGAAAUUCACCCAAGAAAUGGCUUCAAAGCGCAUUGCAGCACCUAACGAGUACUGACGCUUGUUCAUUUUGUAAACGAGUUUUCCAUAUGAGUAAAUCAUUUUAUUAUCAUAGCAUUUCACGAAUUUAUGCGAAUAAUACACUCUGUUCUAAAUAUUUGGGCUACAAAUUGUUUGCGUUUAUCCAAUAAAACUAAAUGAAUUACUAUUGAA